AUGUUGGAGAAGUGCUUGUUAGAUUGGGGACUUGAAGAUGUGUUUGGUGUGACUCUGGAUAAUAUCAGUGCUAAUACAAAGGCAAUCGACUAUUUAAAGCAAAGUAUGAUUGGUUGGACAGGAGCAAUCAAAAGGACUGAAUACUUGCACAUAAGAUUUCUUGUAAGGUGUGUUUCCCAUGAUUUUGCUCUGGUUAUAAAAGAUGCAGUUAGACUCUAUAACAAGUCGAUCGCAAGGAUCAUGUCAGUUAUCAAAGAUUUCAAAAGGUUAGAAAAGUAUGAUAGAGACUAUAAGAAGAAGUACAUUUUUGAAGAAGUUGAGUCUGUUGAUGUACCUAGUCAUGAAGAUCUUAUUGUGCUAUCUAAUUCCAUGGAAGAUUUAACUUUUAGUUUUUCAUCGAGUUCUGAAUCUGAAAUGGAAGUUAAUACUAAUCCACAAGCCAAGAAGAAAACGAUGAAAAAGAAGAAACAACCUCGUCACCAUGCUCCCUAUGUAGAUGAUUGGCGUUAUGCGAAAGGCCUUGUGAAAUGCUUAAAGGUAUUCUUUAAUGCUACUGUUAGAUUUUCUAAUGCAACACAAGUUACUACUCAUACUAUCUUAUGGGAAGUGGUACUCAUCCAUGAACAGUUGGUUCAGUUUAGAGAUAAUGUGGCAGGCUCUUUUAAAGAGAAUGGAUUGGAAUUUGCUCUUGAGCGUUUGUAUGAGAAAAAUAAGUACAAGGUUGAUAGAGUUAUGAAAAGGGUGGAAGAAGAUAUAACGAGACUCUUUGAAGAAUGUAAGUCUUUGUAUGCAGUUGUUGAGGAAAGUUCAACUGGUAUUUCUGUAGUUGAAACUUCAGUUGCUGUGGAAGAACAAAGCAUUGAGGCUAUGCUGGGAUGA
This is a messenger RNA of Papaver somniferum (opium poppy), 879 nucleotides long. RefSeq lists its product as uncharacterized. The record is from RefSeq and is a predicted model, not a curated record. Lineage: Eukaryota; Viridiplantae; Streptophyta; Magnoliopsida; Ranunculales; Papaveraceae. The coding region runs from base 1 to 879 and encodes 292 amino acids. The transcript is spliced from 4 exons.